CAAAUAAGCUUAACUGGCAGAUAAAGUGCUAUGUUUUGCGGGUAGUUUUAUCUGGCAGUACUUAUUAAUUAAUUAGCUAUCCAAUACCUUACUCAGAUUUUGUGAAACAGACUAACUUAAAUAAUUACAUUUUAAAAGCCAUUUUUUUAGUUUCGAUUUAAAAAGGGGAGCACCCGGUGCUGUUAUAAUUUCCCGCAGUAGAUGAUUGUACAUCUUACGACCCAUGUCGUCGGCGAGUUAUACAGAUUUCGUAAAUAGUUACUCCUCUAAAAUAAAAUAAAAUUCACUUAAAAGUUCAACAGCAAAUAUUCGUAGCACUAACAAAACAAACACGGCUCAAUUCAAUUGCCAGUCCAAUUUAACAAGAGUUCAAUUUAAACGUUACACAACAUUUAAACUCCGACCUGACAUCGCUAGCAGAGCAGCCGAUCUGCCCUGCGUCAGUGUUUGCCGGCCGCCCGCCGCGCUCUCACGCCGCCCUGACCGCCCAAGCCGCCCUAACUUCGUACGUCAAUUCCAAACUUCAAUAUCGGGCGUAUGAAAUUGUAGUUAAAGAAUGUGCUUAGAGCUGAUUCAAAAUUUAUUGUACCUAGUUUGUGUAUAGUGUUGUUGUAAAUGUUAUUAAAAUCGUGACUUUUCGCAAUAUUUAAUUGCUUCAUCGAAAUUAGCUCUAUUUUUCUAACGCAUCUGUGUUUAAAUCGAGUAUAGUUAAAUUAUUCGUCUAGUUCUCUUGUAAUGUUUAGUGAAAAUUGAGUGUUAAAGUUGUGUGACAGAAUUGAACAGUGUUAUAUAAUGUAAAUAGAAUUGGUAGACUGAAAUGAGGUAAAUUUGAACGGGGUAUCGGAUGAUCCGGAUGAGCUGAAGGAACAAAUGAGUUCGCUUCUUAAUAUUGGUUGAGGCAGAGAUGCGCGAUGUUCAGUAACGCGAGCUCGGGCGCGUGGGAGGAUGGUCACACACAAACGCACGCGUCACACGCUCAGCUCGCGCCGCUGCUGGCGUUCUACGUGCUCGUCAGCCUGCUAGGAGUCAUCGGUAAUAUAAGCUUGAUGGCGGCACUGGCGUCCGGCGGCGCGGCGCGGCUGCGCACGCCGCAGCUGCUCAGCGCCUGCGCGGCGGACCUGCUCGUGUGCGCAGCCUCGGCGCCGCUCGCCGCCGCCCGCGCCGCUGAGCUACACUCGGAGACGUGCCACAUAGGAUACUACGUCGAGUCGUUUCCUGUGGCAGCUAGUACCCUGUCCCUGGUGGCGAUGGCGGCGGAGCGCUGUGGUGCAGUGCGGCGAGGUCGCGGGGCUUCCACGCGCUCGCGGCCCUAUCUGGCAGUGUCUGCUGUGUGGCUCAGCGCACUGCUGCUUAGUGUAGCGGCGGUAACAGCGAGCUGCGUGUCAUGGCGGCCGCUGGCCGCAGCGCACGCGCUCGUCACCUACUGCUUCCCCGUGCUGGCCGUGGCGCGCUGCCACUGGGCCGUGCGCGUCAAGCUCACGGCUCUGUCCCUAACCGCCCGCGCCGCGCACGGCGAGCUGCCCCUGCCCGUUCCGCUCAUGCGUCGCCCCACGCACGUCAUCAUCGUCGCCGGCGUCGGCCCGCGCGAGCGCCGCGACGCCGUGGACGUCGGCGACGUGCGCUCCAAGAAACUCCAGCCGAGUCUGCUGGGUCCCCAACCGUUAACUUCGACAUUACACGCUCGCCGGCGGCUCGGUAACGUCCUCGUCGCUAUAGCGGCGAUUUUCGCGGCAUGCUGGUGUCCACAUGCGGCUAUAGUCAUUUGCGGAGCGUUCGGGCUUCAAGCGCCACUGCUUCUGCAGCAGUACGCGCUGCUUUUUGGGCAUGCGCAUUCGGCUCUUAACGCGGCAGCUUAUUGGGUGUUGAAUAGACAUGCGUUGACGUCGGCGUGCGCGGCGUGGCGGCUGCCGCAGCUGCGGGUGCGGGAGGAGCGGCCCUCGUCCACGAAUGAGGCGGCACUGGGCGCCUUCCACCCCCGCCUCGCGCGCCCAGCGCCGUCGCCGCGCCCGCCGCCGUCCAGCUACCUGUACUAGGUCCGUGCCGUCGCGACUAGACUUUGUUAAUGGAUAGAUAAGUGUCUAUGAGUGGUUAAUGUGUGUUGUUCUAACGCUGCUGCGCUUACGCCGAGGCAAGAUCCUUAAUAUUACCUACGUAUCAAAUAAAGUUUGUCGCAAACCACCAAAAACUAGUCAAAUACGAUUAAAAGAGUUAAUAAUUCGCCCUUCCUGUCCGCGUGUCCGUUGUUUUUUCGGGACUGAAACAAAAAGUUAAAUAAAUCUAUUUCGAAAAUGUACUCAAAACUAAGGCAAAAAGGAAAGCUCUCAUGCAUAUCAUAUUUGCGCCUCAAACCUCAAAUUUUAAAGCUCCAAAACUCCAUGAUGAAACUCCUGAGAUGAAUGUUUCAAUGCAUUUAUUUGAAGAUGAUUGAAGUAACCUCAGCUCAGUCCGAGCCCGCAGAACUUUGAGCGUAAUCCUCCACUUAAAAGAUUUCCUGCCGAGCCAAAUGUAUAAGUUAGUUUGCCGAGAGCUAAAUAGUAGAAAAGUCCGUAAAACGACUAUGCAAUUUUCUACACAACUUGAAGUUGGAUAGCAUGAAUUCAACCUCGGAAGCAAAUUAAAUCUGUUGGAGGAUAGUCUGUUUCUUACUCGGCUGACUGGACACUUAAAUUUUAAAAGUUUAUAGACCCAUGAAGGAUUUAUAAGUUGUUAUUCGUAAAUUUAUAGCCGACUUAAAAAA
This is a messenger RNA of Cydia pomonella (codling moth), 2737 nucleotides long. It is a transcript of the gene NGR-A17, whose product is annotated as galanin receptor type 3. Gene Ontology annotation, biological process: G protein-coupled receptor signaling pathway. Lineage: Eukaryota; Metazoa; Arthropoda; Insecta; Lepidoptera; Tortricidae. Gene Ontology annotation, molecular function: G protein-coupled receptor activity. The record is from RefSeq and is a predicted model, not a curated record. Gene Ontology annotation, cellular component: membrane. Bases 912 to 2033 code for a protein of 373 amino acids. The transcript has 5 exons.